Molecule: messenger RNA, 996 nt
Organism: Arachis stenosperma
Lineage: Eukaryota; Viridiplantae; Streptophyta; Magnoliopsida; Fabales; Fabaceae
Exons: 6
Coding region: 1-996 (331 amino acids)
Source: RefSeq, a predicted model, not a curated record
AUGGCUGGAAUAUCAUUGCUUUUGGAUCUAUGGAGGAAAAACCAAAAUUUUAACACUGCAAGAAACUAUCAAUCUUCAUGGUUCAUCUCUGCAUCUGCUACCACUGCCUCUUUUGCUCUAGGAUCCGCUUUUGCUUCAAAGGACUUUUUUGGGACACCAUCAGUUAUUGCUUAUUGUGAUGUUGGAGCAGCAACAUCAGAAGAUUAUAUUCCUACCAAACGAAGUGUACCUGAGAGAUAUUUUUACCAUGAUACUCUAAAAUAUACAACAGCAAAGAACUACAACAUUGAACUUAAGCCUUUGUCUUCUGCUUUUGAAUUGUGGACAUUUGGAUUGAUUACCCUAAGGUCGUUCUUGAUGUUCUAUUUGCCACUUUUGGAGCCUCAUGCAAAGAUGGAACAAGACGAUCAUGACUAUCUUCAAACAAAUAAUCAAAAUACCAUCUGUCGCAAUCUUUCCGUCCCUUUUAAAAAGUCGAUAUGGCAAAUUAUCCGAGAGGUAACUGUCCUAACAACUAGACGCAUUUUAGAAAGAGUCUCUUUCUAUUAUCUUUCUCGAAGAAUGGCAUGGAAGCUUCUUAAAGAUGUUCCUGCAUCAGCUACUCGCAAGGCUGCAAGAAAAAUGCCAACUCUUGUCUACUUCCUCUCUGUGACCAGAACAACAUUCAGAGGGUACAUACUUGGAGUUGCAGCAUCAUGGAUUGUCCAAGUAGGCAGCAAAUUAUGUCAAUUUGGUAUUUCUAUGUGCCCAUGCAAGAAAGUAAAUGAUAAUAACAUUGAAAAAUGUGAGAAAAUUAGACAAGUGAAGCAGAAGGUUUUUGUGGCAACAGUAAAGUGUAGUGCCUCUCUUGUUUUUGCCUCUAUUGGGGCUGGAAUUGGUGCUACCCUCUUUAAACCUUCAACUGGCCAGUGGAUUGGUUGUAUUAUUGGUGAUUUAGCGGGUCCAGUUAUUGUAGCAGUUUGUGCUGACAAAGUUUUUCACUUGAAUCUCAAUUAG